This is a messenger RNA of Onychostoma macrolepis, 4309 nucleotides long. RefSeq names its product GRB10 interacting GYF protein 1a (gene gigyf1a). Gene Ontology annotation, molecular function: protein binding. Gene Ontology annotation, biological process: insulin-like growth factor receptor signaling pathway. The coding region runs from base 850 to 3927 and encodes 1025 amino acids. NCBI's taxonomy places the organism in Eukaryota, Metazoa, Chordata, Actinopteri, Cypriniformes, Cyprinidae. The record is from RefSeq and is a predicted model, not a curated record. The transcript has 25 exons.
UUGGUCACGUGGUGUGACCGAGUAGGACGGCCAUCUUCCCUAAAACACAAACAACAAGAGCGUACUAGACAUUAACACGCAACGACCAUUGGAGAGGGAGAGAGAGCAAAAAACAGUAAAAACGGAACACGAUUCUCGAGGAGGAGCACAGAACACAAACAACUGCACAUGCAUCCAAAGUGAAGAUCGUCGAGUUUGACGGGGCGACUGGACAGUAAAAUCGCAUCGACAGCUCCAGAAAUACGAUUAAGGAGGUAGAGGGAUUGUCGGCGUGAGGAGGGGGUCACCAGCUGGGACCUGGUCCACACAGCAUUGCCAGUACAACAGAAAGAGUUAGAAAGAGACACACAAAUAGUGAAAGAGAGAAGCUUAUUGGGGACAUAACUGCUUCUGGCAGCUGUAUUAUCAACAAGUUUGUCUCUUUUUUUUCGUCUCUUUGUCUGUUUUGUUUGUUUCCUGGAGUCGAUCGACUUUAGACGUCAGUAUCAAAGCUCUGCAGUUUUUGCAGUCCAACAGGUAUUACUCAUUUUAGGGGGUUUUGAUUUCUUUUUUUUGUUUUCCAUUUGUUUUUAUUUGUUGGUUUUCAUCGGCUGUGAACAAGAGAGCUCUUACCGUGUCAGACCUUUUGUAUUUCUGCUCUCCUGCACACACGCCCUGAAUAAGGCAGCUAUAACCCUACUCUCUCUUAAGUUGGCUACUUUGAAACAUACACACAUAUAUAUAUAUAUAUACACACACACACACACACACACACACCUUUCAGCCCUCUCACCCAGACCUGGUCCAGCCUAGUCUUGCCUGCGCCACUCCCCCGGACAGGACUUUCACCUCUGAGAAGGAAGGAAGAAUAUGACUGCUGAAACACUUAACUUUGGCCCAGAAUGGCUCCGUGCACUUUCCAGUGGAGGCAGUGUGUCUUCCCCUCCUGCCUCUCCUGCUAUGCCAAAGUACAAGUUGGCCGAGUACCGUUAUGGCCGAGAAGAGAUGCUAGCACUUUAUGUCAAAGACAACAAGGUCCCUGAAGAAAUGCAGGAUAAAGAGUUUGCUGCUAUUCUGCAGGAUGAGCCUCAACAGCCACUGGCACUGUUGCCUCUCACUGAAGAGGAGCAGAGGAACUUCUCCAUGUCUGUCAACAGUGUGGCUGUGCUGAGGCUUAUGGGUAAGGGGGGCGGGGCCGCCCCUGCUGGGGUGAACCGAGGCAGAGGCAGUGUGAGAGGCGGUCGAGGUCGAGGAAGAGGAGAGGGCGGUUUCUACCAAAGAAGCAGUGAGGAAGGAGAGGGCGGUUUUGGUCGUAGCGUUCGAGAGAUUAAUCGCAGUCAGAGCUGGGAUGACAGAAGUGAGAGACGUUUUGAAAAACCUCUGCGUAGGGAAGGUGUGCGUCUGGCUUUCGAGGAGGGGGGUCCGGGUGCCAGAAAGGAGUUCAUGCGCUCUGAUAGCGACAACUGGCGCAUACUGAGAGAGGAGCAGGAGGAAGAGGAAGCAGGAGAGACUGGUGGCAGCUGGAGACUCGCUGGCUUACAAAGACACGAUGGUGGUCCUCGCUCGGCCGGUUGGCGUGAACACUCUGGUCCGGGUGAAGUUCGCCGCAGGAAGUUUGACUUUGACUUCCGGGAUGGAGGGAAUGAGGGAGGCAGACGGAGAGCAGGCAGCGAAGGAGCAGAGGAGGAGAGAGAUGGUCUGCCAGAGUGGUGCACAGAUGAGGAAGAUGGAGAAAUGGGAACCUUUGAUUCUUCUGGAGCGUUUAUGUCUAUUAAGAAGGGCCCGAAAGACCCUAUUCCAGAAGAGGAGUUUGAGUUCCAGGGGUUGGAGGAUGAGGAAGAGGACGGUGCUAAUCAAGAGAAGAACAGCGCUGGUGCUGAAAAAAGCGAGAAAGAUGUCAUUGACUCUGCUCCAGUGUCUGAAACUGAAGUGAAACAGGUUUCUCCUUCCCCUCCUUCUCCUCUCCCUCAAUCUCUUCCUGCUCCGGUCCCUGAGGCUGUGCCCUCUGCUGCCCCCUCUGUCCUGGAGGAGCCUCAGCCUGCCCCCUCCAUUCCCAACAAACUACCAAGUGAAGUGUUAUCAGAGGCCAUGUUAGAUUUGAGCCCCAGUGCCUCCUCCAGUCUGCCUUCAUCGCCUCCCUCUUCAUCCUCUGCUGCUACUGACCUCCCACCACCGGGGGGUGAUAUUGAGGAUGAUGAGGGCAUGAAGCACCUGCAACAGGAGGCAGAGAAGAUGGUGGCAGCGCUCCAGGACACAUCUCUAGAGGAAGAGUGUUUCACCCAGACUCUUCAGGAGAGCAGAAACACAGCCUCUGCUCUUCCUCUCUCCCAUGACUCUGCCAUGAAAUGGUUUUACAAAGACCCGCAAGGAGAGAUUCAGGGUCCUUUCAGUACAGUGGAGAUGUGUGAAUGGUUUCAGGCGGGGUAUUUCGCCAUGAACCUGCUUGUUAAACGUGGUUGCGAUGAGGGAUUUCAGCCACUGGGAGAAGUCAUUAAGAUGUGGGGGCGUGUGCCUUUCGCCCCUGGCCCCUCCCCUCCGCCCCUCCUGGUGAGGAAGCAAGCUGACCUUCGCCCUCACCCACCCCGGGGGGCAAUCGGUAAUAUGGAUCAGGAGCGGCUGAAGAAGCAGCAGGAAUUAGCUGCUGCCACGGCUCUUUACCAGCAACUCCAGCAACAGCAGCUGUUCCAACUCAUCAACAGGUGUGGAGAGCAGAGUAUGAUGCCUUCGUUAAACAGGUCGAUGUCAGUGCCAGAUACAGGGUCCAUGUGGGACAUGCAUACCUCAGCCUCACAGCCAGCAGGCGGUGAGGCCAGUCUAUGGGACUUAAUGAAUUCUUCAACUCAGGGUCCAAUUCUAGAACAGCUUCAGAAGCUACAUGAGAGAAGAGAAGCUGAACUCAGGGCCAAGCGUGAGGAAGAGGAAAGAAAACGGAGGGAUGAAAAAAGGCGAGAAGAGCAGAAAAGGAGAGAGGAGGAGGAGCUUUACAGGCGCAAACAGCAGCAGGAUUUGCUAAUGAAGUUGCUCCAGCAGGCUCCACGCCAGGGUUCCUCAGGCUCCGGGUCAAGCUGGAGCGGAGGACCCAUCCCUGGGCUGGGAAAGCAGACCAAGCCCCUCAACCUCCUGGAUGUCCAGCAGGAGGCUGAAAGAAUGCACAAACAACAGCACAGAGUCCAGCAGCAGCAGAGGUGGAGUGAUGCCUCUUCGUUGUGGGGAGCAUCUGGAUCUUUGGAUGGAAAGGUGGGUGGUGGUGGUGGCAGCCCCUCUGGAGGAGGGAUGGGAGUCUGGGACGAGGCCCUCAAGAACCAGAGCACACUUCGCAACAACAUGGGGCUGAAAAACAGCCGCAGCAGUCCCUCACUGAGUGAGCAGUACAUGAUGAGAAGCCGUAAACGCACUGAGGAGGAGGAGCGGCUGUUGAAGCUCCUGCAGGGGAUGAAGUCUCAGGACGGCUUCACCACCUGGUGUGAACAGAUGCUGCAUGCGCUUAACACCUCCGCCAAUAACUCCUCCUCUUCCCAGGAUGUGCCUACCAUUGUGGCAUACCUGAAGGAGGUGGAGUCCCCGUAUGAGGUGUUGAACUUUAUCUGCUCCUACCUGGGCGACACUGUCGAAGCCAAAGAGUUCGCCAGACAGUUCCUGGAGCGCCGUGCCAAACAGAAAGCUAACCACCAGAGACAGCAGCAGCAGCUCUCCAAAGAGAUGGCUGGACUUGGCAUGAACAACUUCCCUCUGCAGGAGACUGUACGAGGAAUGAACCCCAGUGCCCUGCAGUCAAUGUUCCAGGCAGUGCAUUCUGGGAAGGGGGGUGUGGUCUAUGAUCAGGCAGCAAAGCUGAAGAAGAAACAGCCCAUGAUGCUGCACUCUGACCCAAGCAUCUUAGGGUACUCAUUCCACGGUGGCCCUGAUCGGUAUAGUCUAAACGAGAUGGAGAUGGUGGAGGAUUACUGAAUCCACAGCAAUAGCUACACGAGGCCUUUAAACCCGCGGGUCCACCUAAUCAGACUCCGCAAGUCGAAUGUGCACUGCUUUGAGGGAGAGGGGUUUGGGGAUAAGCCAGGAGUAAGGUAUCAGUUUAGGGGUGGGUGGGUUUUGCGCUGGGAAUAGAAGAAUGUAAUUCAACAGGGAAGGGAACAGGUGUGAAUUUAUUUUUGUGUGUGUGUUUUCGGGGGAUGGGGGGGUGAUAAAGUUCUGGCACUUACAGCAUUAAGCACCUUACACUCAGACUAAUGCACUUUAUUAAGAUAGAGGUUUUUCCUUUUUCUUUUUGAGAAGAUUUACUUUGUAUAUUUAUGUGGUAUGCUUCAGAAAUGUUACCACAUAUAUACAUAUA